Molecule: messenger RNA, 1887 nt
Organism: Eremomyces bilateralis CBS 781.70
Lineage: Eukaryota; Fungi; Ascomycota; Dothideomycetes; Eremomycetales; Eremomycetaceae
Product: mitochondrial import protein-like protein mmp37
Exons: 2
Coding region: 148-1671 (507 amino acids)
Biological process (GO): cardiolipin biosynthetic process; CDP-diacylglycerol biosynthetic process
Cellular component (GO): mitochondrion
Molecular function (GO): phosphatidate cytidylyltransferase activity
Source: RefSeq, a predicted model, not a curated record
AUCCGAUUCACACUCCAACUACAAUCGGAUAUACAAACAAUUUGACUCUCAUUCGUCCCUCAAGGAUGUUGACUUAAAAGAGAUGGGCUCCUCUGCUUUCAUAUCACUGCCCUUCGGACUGAGUCAUAGCCAUUUCCCUCUUAAAAAAUGAAUAUUGCGUCGUAUAGGGCUCCCGCUCUCUUGAGCAGGAUCCGACACCGUCUACCCAGUCAAUCGUUAUCCUAUUCGGCCUCUAGUUUUGUCUGCCGGCAGUCCCGACACUCGUUCAACCGGAUCCAACCCUUCGCUUCCGCGACUCCGGAGCCCAAGUCGUCGCAAUCGAGAGAGGCGCCUCCCUCAUCAUCCAGUUCAUCUACUUCGGAAAUCAAAGGAGGGUCAACUAGUAGUUCAACGUGGGAGACGCCAUCUCGUGCAUCAACCUCCUCUAACGAGUCUCUUCCUCCGGGCUGGGAAGAUGAGCCGGACUGGAACAUCACGAAGUUCGAUCAGCUUCCGCACCGGACCUUUGGGUUCAACCAACACAUGAUCAUCAACGAGGAAUUCAAGGAAUCUUUGCGACAGAUCCUCUGGCAGUUCCGGGCCCCUAUACGCUAUGCCUUUGCGUAUGGAUCCGGAGUGUUCCCGCAGUCGAACGGCGACGUCAAACCGGAAUCCCUGUCCCCGCACCCACAUCCCCCCGAGGCCAUCAAGACGUGGCAGCGAGGAGGAGGGAAAAUCAUCGAUUUUAUUUUCGGCGUCUCGUUCACGGAGCAUUGGCACUCGCUCAACCUCCACCAGCAUCGCGACCAUUACUCCGCCCUCGGCUCCCUUGGUUCAGGCCCGGUGACGAAAGUCCAGGAGAAUUGGGGCGCUGGGGUAUAUUUCAAUCCAUACAUCACAGUCAACGGGACCAUGAUCAAGUAUGGGGUCGUCAAUCUCAAAACGUUACAGAGGGAUCUCAGCGACUGGGACACCCUCUACCUCGCCGGCCGACUCCAGAAACCCGUCAAGAUCCUCCGCGACGACCCGAAAGUGCGACUCGCGAACCAAAUCAACCUGAUCAGCGCCGUCCGCACCGCCCUCCUCAUGCUCCCCGAAAAGUUCACCGAGAAAGAACUGUACAACGAAAUCGCCAGCAUCUCCUACACCGGCGACCCGCGCAUCCGGUUCCGCUCCGAGAACCCCAACAAGGUCUCCAACAUCGUCACGCACCAGCUCCCGAACUUCCGCCUUCUCUACAACCCGCUCAUCGAGGACCUGCCGAACGUAUCGCUGAACGAUCCGCGCUGCUAUCAGCAGGGGUGGGAGCAGGACUCCGAGAGCGACUGCAUGUUGGAGCAGGAUAUGGAUCCGGUGAAGCGUGGGAACAUGGUGCGGCGGCUCCCGCGGGCGUUCCGGGAGAAGCUGUAUUUCCUGUACCAGGGGAAGUUCGCGAUCCCGGGGAACCAGUUCAACGAGAUGUUGGAGCAAGCGCAAGAUGAGGACAAGGAAGGGUUCCGGAGGCGGGAAGGCACGGAGUUCGACCGUAGGAUUGCCGGGGAACCGGAUCUGCGGGAGAUGGUUCGGAAGGCGAUUCAGCAGACUGUUGAGUGGCCGAGUACGAGCCAGUCGGUGAAGGGCUUCAUUACGGCGGGAGUUGGGCGAGGAUGGCGGUAUCUUCAAGAGAAACGGCAGAAGAGCAAGCAAGCGUGAUCUGUCCGUGCUGUCAUGUUGGUGAUGACCGUCUUGGAGGCUCUGUCGCUUUCUUUCUUUCGUUUGCAUGGAUGGCGCAAGCAUAUGGACUUAGACCAACCGACCACGUUGGAAAAUUGGAAAGUGGGAAAGCUACAGGUUGAGCACGGAAUCCGCUCCCUCGGCGCAGCAAGAGUCUGUACAAAGAUUAAAUAGAAACAAUGACACUAGAAUAUC